AGUGUCAUACUGUCAUUUUUUGUUAGUUCUUUUCAAUUUUGAGAAGAGGGUUUGUUGAUGUUUUAAUCAAUCCAUGUGUUUGAUCAUGAGACAUUUGAAGAAAAGCACCGUAAGUAUGCAAAAAUUACUGAAAGCCAUGAUUCUUCAAAGUUCUGAUGAGACUAGUAUUUUUUUAUUGAGUAGAUCUACUUUAAAAGAAUUAAAGAGCAGAGGAAAAGGUGGCAGAAUCAAUUCAAUCACAGAUUUUGACAGAAAUCAUGUUUUACCGUGCUGUCGUGGAUCCUGUAAUUCAGGUGGCUGUAUUAAUGAAGACCUCUUUCAGAUACUUUUUUUUUUUUUUUUAAUUGAUGAGAAUAUUUCUUUUCAGGCUGAAACUUUAUGGACAUGGACUCAGGUACAAAGAAUUUUUUAGCUCCUCCGGAAAAAUUGGAUAAAGAUAACUCCAGAUAAAUUUUGCUGUCCUGAGUAGUAAAGCUCUACAGGUCAAUUGUAGGUGGACAGAAUGGCUAAGAAAAGGGAGAAAUUUAGCUGUUUAUGGUGGCAGAAUGGAAAUACAUUUACACUUGAGUGUACAGUCACAGCUUUAUUAUCUUCAUCAUGAAUUAUGUGAUCACAUCCACAGUGCAGAGCCUAAUUUUGCUGCAGAGUAUACCUUCCACAUGAAAGGAAGUUUUUUCUUCGUAAAAGGUCAGAGGCAGGAGGAGUCUCCUCAGAGCAGUUCAUGUAUAUGGCUUUGCGUGGGGCUAUAUAUUUGCAGCUCUUGCAUGUUGGCAACAGAGCAAGAGAAAGAUUUAAAUAGUUAGAACAUUGGAUUUCUAGAGACGCGAGAUUCCGGAAGACUGUUUUAUCAUAACAUGGCAAGAUACUGCUUUUCCAUUACUUCUGGAUCUACUGGUAGGGGCCCAAAAAUUGCUUUAGAAAGCACAUAUGAGACAGAACCUUAGAAUAAGAUGAAAGAGAGCUUAAAAAAAAUCAGAGAAGUUAUAAAGAAAAGACCUGAUCAAAAUAGGAGUCCCUCCAGUCCCAUUUUCCCUUUUGCUUUUUGCCAUCAGAAUAUUUUCAUCUUCUGUAAAAUUGAAUUCUAGAGACUUUGUGUUCUCUGCAUUUAGUGAAGAAAGUUGAGGCUUUUGUGCAAACACACAUAACACCCCUUCCCCCCCUCCCCGCCACACACAGUGAUUGAAGGCUUGGUAUAUUUCUUUUUAUGCUCAAGAUUUUUGCAGGGACUCAUUCCUUUGUACAGCUAAGCAAGAAAAGACCUGCCUGGUAAUUAGAACGGAAAUUUGCAAUGAGGGAGGAGGGAAGAGGAGGGGAAGAAAGAAGCAAGCAGGCAUUGCAAGAAGCAGUGCUGAUGACUCAAUGUAUGGCACACUUCUGAGUCAGUUUAGUGUAGUAAGAUACGGCAGCUGGAAGUGCCAUCUUUGCCUGGGGUAUAAAUUCGUGAUGAGCUCAAGAUUCUUCACAACAGGAUGGGGUCCUCCUGCUUGUCUUUCUGUUUAAGGAAUUGCAUUUUUCUUUUCACAGUCCUGCAUAAACUGUCGUAGGCUAAAGAUAAAAGAACAGUAAGGCAGGCAUACAACUAAUAACAGAUCCUUCUUCAAACACGUUAGGGAUAACAAGCCUACCAAAGAGUCUUGAGGGCCAAUAUAUGAUUGAGAUAUAUAAAAAAGCAUAGUUUAUCUUCCCAUAGCCCAUAGGGAGAUCUGUGGGAACAUAAGAAUGUACAAGGGGAAAAAAAAAAAAGAAAAAAAUUUUUUUGCAUUUGUGUUCAUCUUGGAGGACAGUGAAUUCCAGUGCCAGAAUGUUUCCUUAUGGCAAUUUUCCAUAGGAAGAUCUGUCUCAAAUUGAAAUGUCCUUAACAGACAAUGAUAGAACAAAUGAUUAGUAACAAAUCACCAGGACUGGUUGAUACUCGAUCUCGUGUUCUCAAGGAGCUUAAGACUCAAAUAGGUGAACUAGUAAUAAAGGCGUAAAUGUCUCACUUAGAGCAGCUUUGGGACCAAAGGAUCAGAAGGUAAUAAAUGGGAAGCCUGCUUUUUAUUUGUUUUUCCUUUCUUUUUUCUCCUCCCUCCACCACAAUGAUCUGAAGAGAACUAGGAAGUACAGACCAGUGAUCCUGGUAUCUGCAGCAGGCUGACAGGUAGAAACGGAUUUAAAGAAUGGAACCAGCAGAAGUGUGGAUAAAUUAUAUAUGGAAGGAGUCAACAGUGACUUUUAUAAGUGGAAGGGAAACAUGACAGCAAAAACAUUGUUGUUGUGCAAUAUCAUAACAGCAUUUCUGUCUUUAAUCAUAGCAGAGAAAUGUGAAGCCUAUGAUGUGGCAUUGAAACAAAGUCUUGUGCCUGCUGGGCAGCCUCUUGCUGUUAAGUGUUCACUGGAAAAGAGCUUGAAUUUUAAAAGUGGAGACUACAAUUUAACAUGGUAUAAAGUUGGUAACCAGAUGUCUGUGCCUAGAGACAAACUUUCUAGAAUUCACCAGCAGAAGAAUUUAAUUUGGUUUCUCCCUGCAAUGUUAGAAGAUUCUGGAGAUUAUGAAUGUGUCAUAAGGAAUUUGACAAGCUGCAGCAAAAUGUUUACAAAAGUAACAGUGUUUGAGAGGGUUGAUGGUUUAUGCUUAAAUGAAAAAUUUGCUGUAGAGGAGGUGAUAUUCACAUUAUCAUCUGCAAGGGUUGUGUGUCCACACUUGGAUUACUUCAGGGAUGAGAAGAAUACUCUGCCUGUUCAUUGGUAUAAGGAUUGUCAGCUACUGGAAGGGAAAAGGUUUUCCUCCUUAUACAAUGAUCUUGUCAUUUUCAAUGUAACUUUACAUGAUAAAGGAAACUAUACAUGCAAAACAUCAUAUACCUACAAUGGAAAACAAUAUAACAUUUCACGAGACAUCAGUCUAAGUGUGGAAGUGAGCCCACCAAAAAUGCCCCCAGAAAUAUCUUAUCCAAGAAACAACUCCAUUGAAGUGGAACUUGGCUCACAGGUUACAGUGGAUUGCAAUGCAACAGGUGCUGCUGGGUAUGAGGUGUUUUGGACAGGCAACGAUGUGUAUAUUGAUGUAUUUUAUAUGAGCAGAAUUUUUGCACAGCCCUAUGUGGAUGAAACUUCCCAUGAUGGACGCCCCAUGCUUACUGUGAAGCUAAUAAUAUCAGAAGUGUACGAUGAAGAUUAUGAACAACCAUUUGUCUGUCAUGCUUCAAAUGCCUUUGGGCAGGUUGCAUCCUAUAUCAUAUUAAAACACAGAGUUCUUGAUUUACGGAGAUGGCUGAUUGGAGGCCCUAUCUCUUUGUUGCUUAUAACAGUCAUUACUUUAAUAAUCUACAAGAUUUUCAAGAUUGACUUUGUACUUUGGUAUCGUAAUUCAGGUUGUGCUUUUGUAAGUAAGGAAGAUGGGAAAAUAUAUGAUGCAUAUGUCUUGUAUCCAAAAGGCAAUGGAGGCAGCAACUCCUAUCCUCUGGAAACCUUUGUUCUUAGAACACUACCUGAUGUUUUAGAACGACAGUGUGGAUAUAAUCUCUUUAUAUUAGGAAGGGAUGAUUUACCAGGGGAAGCUGUGGUCAGUGUUGCUGAUGAAACCCUUAAGCAAAGCAGAAGAUUGAUGAUUAUUCUGGGAUCAGAAACAUCUAGUUGCUGCCUGUUAGAAGACACCUCUGAAGAACAAUUAACUAUGUAUAAUGCUCUCAUCCGUGAUGGGAUUAAAGUGAUUCUUAUAGAAAUGGAUAAAAUACAGGACUACACAAGCAUGCCAGAAUCAAUCAGAUACAUUAAGCAAAAACAUGGGGCUAUCCAAUGGAAAGGGGACUUCUCAGAGAAAUCUUGUUCUGCAUACACAAGAUUCUGGAAAAAUGUACGCUAUCAAAUGCCAUCCAGAAAAAAUAUAUCUUAUUCUGAAGUACAUUUGUUGCCCAAAACUUUGAACAGUUCUCCAGUGUAGGGAAAUUAAGAUGUUCUUGGCUUAAUAAUACUGAGAAGGUAAUUCUGAAAUGUGUGUUUUCUGCACAAAUUCUGUGUAUUACAGACUGGACUUUUUCCUUGAGGAGUAAAAACUACCCACCCCUCCUGCGAAUUACACCUUAUAACAAAAAUGUUAUGCAACUUUAUUUCUGUUUAGGCUAUGAAUAGCAACAAAAUUUGUUGUCUUAGUCUCACACAGAUACGUGAAAUAAAUGUUGCUGAUGGUAGUAGACUGUUGUCCACAUAAAUGUGCUAUCCACUAUAUCCGUUUGUUUUUUUAAUGGAAACUGCAGUUGAUAAAUGAAAAAUCUGAUUGCAAAAUCUGCAUUUUCCUAGUCAUUUUCUUCCACUUCUUGUUGCCUCUCUGUGACAGUCUGACUUGCUCAUUACCACAAUAAUCUGUCUUCUGCAAGCUUUGAGGUCCCCUCCUGGGCAGCAGGCCUUAUUCUUGUUCUUUGAAGUGGUGGGGAAAUGCAUGAUACGGUAAGUAUAUUUAAAAUUUCUCAAAGCGCUAAAUGUUGUCACCUGGACAGUUGGAUACCAACUGUUUUAAACAAAUGGAGUAGAAUCUGUGACCUUUCGCACACUUGUUAAAUAAUGCUGUGGUGUCUGGUCAAUGAAGUGUUUCUAAACUUUGUCUCUUGAAAUGGUCAGGAAACUGAAAAUAUUUGAGAUUUUUUGCAAACUGGAAGGUUCCCAGACUGUGCUGCUACUCAGGAAAACAAGUGUUCUCUUUCUGUGUCUCACCUGUGCUAACUACAAACAGGAAAUUCACUGAGGAUCUGUCAGAGGACUGUCUAGCAUCCUGAAAGCCCAAAAUCUACAGCACUGGAGCCUACAAAUUUGGAAAAGCAGGAAAGUCUGGCUGCAGUGCCCUACAAAUUGUGGACUCAGGAAGCACUAGAUACUCAAACAUAAGGUCUACAGAGAGGCCAGGCAUGCUUCCAUCAAAUGAAAUGAGUGGCUUGUUGAAUGCUUUUCAUUUAAACAGUAUUUUGCUGUGAAAUUUCCAACCAACUGUAAUGUUAACUUGUGGUAUUUUGGACUUCUUCACUCACCAAGUUCCUCUUCUGCUGUCUCUUGCUUCUUGCCAUGUGUUGUCACAAAUGGUCCACGCGCAGGAUGCUAUAUCCAUCACUAAAUUCCUUUAGAAAACAUGGACAUACAUCACUGGGUUAAACAAAUAUGUGUUGUUCCCCCCGCCCAGCCUGCAACUAGGGAACUGCAUAUAUUCACACAGCUAUCAGGAACACAUGGUGAAGAAGGCUGCCAGGCUUUGGUAUGAGUAAGUGUCCCAAGGUGUGAAGAGCCUUAGCUGUCAGAAGGGUGGGAGAAUUCCCAGGGCAGAGAGGUUGGUGAGGGGCUCCUGGUGAUGUUGGAAGACCUAACUUCUUCCCCACAUGCAUUGGUGAUAUGCGUGGACAAUCCACACAGUGUGAAGAGAUUUGAUACAUCUGGCUUUCUUGAUAGGCCAGUUCUGAAACCUGACCAGGAGCUGAUGACAGGAAAUAAUAUCUUAUCUGCCUUUGGUGGGACAAAAAUAGAGGCAAGUGGAUAUAUCAACCUGCUUGGAAGUAGCUUGGUAUUUCUGGAUCAUGGUCCAUUGUUUUGUGUGCAUUAUGGUAAAAGAUGUACUACUUCCUUUUCAAGAUCGUCUGAAAUGGCAGGAGUUUUCACUCUCUGACCUUGAAGAGCAUCAUCUGAACAUAAACGUGAAUUCUACUUACUCUUUGUGUUCUUUUCUAAUGUAAGUAGGUUCUUACAUUAUCUUUAUUGCCAGGUUAGCAUCUGUCGCUUAAGUCCAUUCAGCUGGUUCUCAGAAGUCUGUAUGCUGUGGAAUAUACUCUUAGUUAGGCUGAUUUAUAUUGAUGGGAGAGAAAGCAAGGUCAAGGAAGUGUAACACAUUUGAAGUGAAAGAUUUACAAUAACAUAUCAUGGGAGAUUUUUGUUUGCAGGAGUGUAAAGGUAUAUGUCCGUAUGAGUAGUGUCCCACUUGCGUGGUUGUGUGGUUCAGAGCAAUUUGAUUUUCUACAGCCUCCAUUGACUUAGAGGCUUCUUUGAAGAUGUUGCCAUGAAAACUGUGAUCAAGAUAGAUUCAUCAGAUCAGGUACUAUUUUUCUAGUAGAUUUUGGACCAGUCUUCUUUGGAAAUGCAUAAUGUUUAGGCUGGAACUUUUAAAAAACAAUUUGGAAAUCUGGAUAGUUCAGAUAAUCAGUAUUGUCAAUUUUUUAUAUUGGGUCUAGACUUUGAAUUGCCCAGAAAAACAUUGAAAAACAACAGUUUCCUCUAAAGUCAACAUAAACAUGUUUUUUUUUUUUUGUUUCUUCUGUGAAAGUGCUGUGAUGAUUUUUACUGACUUUUUCAUAGUUCUUUUCACAGGUUUGGUACAACAACACUGGAGACAAGCAUUCUCCCUUUAAAUCAGACUCCCACACUUUAAAUGAAGAAAGAUAAUUGUGAAUCAGUAUUAAGCUACCUUGCACUUAAUUUAAGACAUCCAAAUUUUGUAUGGUUAUUUGUUGCUUUAGUUUUCUUGGGUGAAAGUGGGUAUGGGAAAGAGGUAUCAGUUACUGUGGUUAAUUGUUAGCUAAUUAUUUGAAUGUAGUUUGGUACGAAGGUGCUUACCUUUAUAAUGGAAAUCUAUUUUGAAGCUGAAUUUUGUAUCUGCUUUCUUCUCUUGGAAAUUUUUUUUUUUUUGCAAGUCACAUAGGAAAACCAGUCUGUCUUUUUGUGGUCCAAUAAAAGAAUCCCCAUAAUGA
Dromaius novaehollandiae (emu) is the source of this 6701-nucleotide messenger RNA. RefSeq names its product interleukin-1 receptor type 1-like. The record is from RefSeq and is a predicted model, not a curated record. Gene Ontology annotation, molecular function: interleukin-1, type I, activating receptor activity. Bases 2192 to 3922 code for a protein of 576 amino acids. Lineage: Eukaryota; Metazoa; Chordata; Aves; Casuariiformes; Dromaiidae. Gene Ontology annotation, biological process: signal transduction; regulation of inflammatory response. The transcript is spliced from 11 exons.